Molecule: messenger RNA, 2534 nt
Organism: Planococcus citri (citrus mealybug)
Lineage: Eukaryota; Metazoa; Arthropoda; Insecta; Hemiptera; Pseudococcidae
Product: IQ motif and ubiquitin-like domain-containing protein
Exons: 1
Coding region: 569-2533 (654 amino acids)
Biological process (GO): cilium assembly
Cellular component (GO): motile cilium; acrosomal vesicle
Source: RefSeq, a predicted model, not a curated record
CCGCAUUUUUGUUCAAAAAGUGACUCUUGCAAUCUUUUGGUAAAAAGGUAAGAAUUUAAAAAAGUAUCUGACUAAAAACGAAACUGAAAUUUUUUUGGGGAAAAUGUAUGAUUUUUUGGGAUUUUAUUUUUCAAAAUGUAACUUUCGUCACCAAAAUGUUGAAAAAGUAACCAAAAAUUCCAUUUAGUAAUUGUAGGAACAUGGAAUGGUUACUUGAAAAGUAACCGAGUACGAGCCCUGCAAUAGCAGAAAAUAAUUAAAAUAUUCUCCGGAAAGUCAGAAAUAUUAAAAGAACAUUUACCUACCUAAGCUUUUAUUUUGAUCUUACAUUAAAUUUCCAAAUAUUUGGAAACCUAAACUUACGUAGGUAUAAUGUAAAUUAAAAAGUAUUCAGUACCUAACAAUAAUUACGACAGAAACACGACUGUUGAAUCAGGUAGUCAUAGCGAUAAUUCAACACCGACGAAUUUCCAUCCACACAAAAUAUCAUCUUAUUUUAAUAAAAUCAAUAUAGUGCGGCAUUUUUAUUCGUUCAUAAGCUGAAUUUUCAUUUACCUUAUAAACAAUCAUGAUCCAACAACCCAACGAAGAUAGAUCCUGGUCAUCGGAAAAAUGGUCACCGAAGGAAGACUCGAGCGUAGCUGAAAGUUGUCAAAUGAACGUAGUCGAAACCGAGUACAGCGAUUAUUCUGAUUACUCCUUUUCCGAGCCGCAUUCAGGUAACGAAACCUGUAAACAGGACAACUCUGAACAUGAUUCAUUCCACGAAAAUUACAGUAGCGAAGAGACAGUCACAGUGAAAUUUCACAUAAAUUACGAGAAUAAAACAGACGAACUGUUCACUAAAGCUUUCAAUAGGAAUGCGACAGUGAUGACGAUUAAAUCUGAACUAAAAUCUCUUCUGCAAAUACCACAACAUCACAUUAUAUCGAUUCAAAAAGACGAUCGAGAAUUGAACGAUGACAUUUCAUUGGCCAAAUUAGGCGUGCCAAUUUUGGGGUCUGUUGAAUUACACGUCAGGUUGACUCGAGUAUCGUCGUGUAAAUUAGAUCGAGAUUUGAUCUACGGGCAUAUGCCUACUCUGGACGUGAUAACCGUACGUGUUCAACAGAAUAAGAAUUUUGUGAAACAUUUGGUGGUUGAAAUCGAAGACGAAAGGUGUGAAAAACCAUGGCUAGGAGGGUAUCGUCAUCGUAUCACUCGUGUAGAAUAUCAUCACGCUCAGACACAGACCUAUUCGCUGAAACCUCGAGACGCCGACAGUAAUUACGUGUCACGAUUUACUCAAGCCGUAUCUACGAAGACCCAGCAGACCAAUACUUUGAUUGACAAAGGUGUUCAAAUUACUCCUCAAAUGUUUUCCAUUCCAUCCCAAACUGAUCGUAUCAUUACUGCUGAUUCGAGCCAGCGCCCUGCAUCGUCACAGACUGAACCAGAAUACACGUCUCAACUUUACCUUGAUAAAGAAUCAGAACAAGACGACGAACAGGAACAUUCUGAAACCGGUGAAAAUACAACGACUUCCGUAGAAAUAAAUCCUCUUCGGAUGCUGAGACCUUUACGAGACGAAAUCGAGAAAUGGAACGCGACUCAAAACGCCCUAUUGAAUAAUUCGCCGAAAGAUCGCGAAACUGCAACACAAAGAACACAAAUUAUAAAUCAAACUGUUAAAUUUUUAAAUCGUCUUAAUCAAUUUAAAACAAAACUUUUCCAAGCGCAGUCUUCCGGCCAAAAUCUUCUCUUUGACAAGUAUACCAAAUCUAACACAUUCACAAGUACAACUGGUUCCAAGAUAUCCAUCCAAACGGUAUUCAAUCAACAGGCCAAAACCUUGAAAGAUCUCUACAUGAAAUACAACAAUGACACGAUUAAAGGAGUUGAUAAAAUUCGUGUAAUUCAAGACCUGAUCAAUUUCUUCAAAGGUACACUAUCCAAAAGUAAAUUUUCCUCUGAAAUUGUUAUGUUACUAGAAGAACAAAUCGAUUUACUGAGUCGAGGACUCGAUACAACGAACUCAUUGCAAUGUCGUGUCCAUCAACGUAUUGGCCACUUUUUACAAUACGGUGGAUCUGAUCCAAAUGACGAUUACGAAGACAGUAAUUUUCAAAUUCGCUACCAACUCCAUCAAGGAACAAAUGCUCUUUCGACACAUAAUCUAGACGUGUAUUGGCAUUUAUUGAGUCAUCUUCGUAAUGACGAGAUUCAAAUUUUUAAAUGCUUUACGUCAGUUUGUUUUAAAAUGCGACCCGUAGAAUUUGCCUACCUAGUUCACAAAAUAUGGCAAGAUACGCCAAUCACUCAAAAUGAUAAUAAUUCAUCGCAAACCGACCAAUGGAUCAUGACUAGAUGGAAUGUACGAGAAGAGUGGACUCCGUGGAAUUGCGUUUUACUUACCAAACCUUACUUUACUUCGCAUUUGAAGGCUGAUAAUGUAGAAUGUUAUUACGAUGCCAGUGUUUUAUCUAGCGUUAAGAAUAACCACCUUAAAUCUAAAAUGUAUUUUCAAAAAUUAAUAAAAAUGCAAAUCGUUUGAA